CGUAGCGACCUGAAUAACUUGCACAGUAGGGAUGCGCAGUUACAAUGGGCGCUAACUUCCUCAAAACACCUCUCGGAUUUUUGUUUUAAGCGGAUCACAACUAUUUCCUUAUUUAUUAAAUUUUUAUUACUCUUUUUUUUUUUCAUUUCAGUGUCUCACGGCGUUUACUUGGAAAGAUGGGACAGAAUAGAUUACAAACGCGUCAAGUUUCUGUUGUCGGAUCCGAGAUAUCCAAAUCUACCGAGCCUGUCAUUGUGUGUUCCAAAUUUUGAACAGCCGCAAAAUUGGGCACAAUUCUUUGGCUCGCGUUUGAGGACGUAUUUUGUUCCAUUUGAAACAGGAAACCACUUUUUCUUCCUUUCGUCCGAUGCCGGAAGUGAACUAUUUAUAAGCACCAAUGAAAAACCGGAGAUGAAGACCUUAAUCAGUAAAAUAGACGGCGGGUUUACCUCUUACCCGUAUGAGUAUGAUAGUGUUCUUGAUCAGUUAGGUUUAAAAAGCAAAAAAUCGUUGAACUCUCAUUCUAUGAAAUGCUUUUGCGAUUCAUCCCGAGCGAAAAACCUAACUUCUUGUUCGAUAAAUAAGAGUGUGCCAGUGAUUAAUAGUACAUUUAUUCUCAGCUUUUAUAUUAUUAUAUUUGCAACACUGUAUGUAUUGAUGGUCCCUAGAUACACCACACAAAAAUCUCUGCCCAUUUACCUAAAGAAAGGCAAGUAUUACUACAUGGAGGCUAUAUUCAAGGACGAUCAUCAAAAUGAUCACCUGGAAGCUGCGGUACAGACACCAGAUGGGAAAUUUUACAAAGUGAUACCCUCCCAAUUCCUAUGGACAACAUUACCGACACCUCCCGAGAAAAAUGCAACAUACCAAGCCAUUUUGUUAAGAAUUGCGGCACGAGCCGGUGCAAGAGCCGGGUUGUCGUUUGGAGCAAAGUGGGCUCAUGAAAGUGGAGCCAAAGCAGGAGCAAAGGCUGGUGCCUUGGCAGGAAGGGAGACUGGAGCAUCGGCAGGAGCUAAUGCUGCCGUAAAAGCUGCGAUAAAGAUGACAAAAAAAACCCUGGAAGACGCAUUCAACAAUAUUCAUGGUGACACGGUACACAAAUUUGAUAUAAAUAUCAAGAAUGGAAGCGUGGUCUCGGUAACAGGUCUUGGAAUGCAAGGGUAUGGCGGAGGUGCGUCUACUACAGCCUCUGGAGCUUCUGUUGCCGCCGCUGGUGCUGUUGGAACGGCAGGGACUGCAGGGAUUGCAGGGUCUGCCGGUACUGCCGGGACUGUCGGAACUGCUGGGGCUUCCGGGACUGCUGGGACUUCUGGGGCAUUAGGAGCUGGGGGCAGUGGCGGAGCUGGAGGUGGAGGUGGAGGCGGUGCCGGAGGUGGCAUAGCGGGAGGUACUGGAGCAGGUGGAGGCACAACGAUCGGAGCUGGUACAAGUGGGGGUGCAGGAGGAGGUGCAGUAACAAGCGCAGGUGUUGGUGCUGGAGGAGCAGCUGGUGGUUCUUCUAUUUCUGCCGCUGGAGGUGCAGGAGGGUCCCUGGUUACGUCAGCUACAGGAUCAUCAAGCAGUGGUGGCGUUGGUGGAGGCGCUGGAAUUGGUGGCGCUGGUGAAGGAGGGAUGGUUGGAUUUGAAUCUCCUUUAAGAAAUAUGACUAUUAUUCCAAAACCAGGAGAAGACCCACAGACCCUUGCGAGGGCGCUGGUUUGGAAAGUGGGAGGUGCACAAGCAAGUAAGCUGUUUUGUUAUAUGGUUAACUCUGUGAGCGCGCAGGAUGAUCCAAAUCCUGCGCUAUGUAACAUUGAUUCUUUUUCCUUAGUUGUAGGAAAUGCAAUGUACACAAUUCAUUCAUAUCACCUACCAUACUCACAGGAGGACUUUACGCUUAACUGGUGCUGGCGGUCAGUAAAUGGUCGAUUAUUCUUGAGACAGUUCUGUCAUGUGUUUAUUGCUCGAGUGCCGGCACUGUAUGAGAAAGCCCAUCAAACAUACAGUGUCUCUUUUGAGUCUGCGUGCCUUCCCGGUCAUUUCAUAAGGCAAAAGAAUUACCACUUUCGUCUGCAGAAGAGAGACGGGACAGAGUUGUUUGGUAAGAUUCCAGAUUUGCUGAUUGUAGGCUGUCUUGUCUUUAUAAUGGCAACCUUUAUAUCUCAUAUGUACUAUCCUCUUUUUUUUUCAGAUAAAGACAGCUCGUUUACAGUUUACUCGGUUAUGUCUUAUACACGGAAUCUUAUCUUUAAUUCAAUGCACAAAGACUGGUGUGUCUGCGAAGCUGAAAAGCCAGCCUGGAGUGGGCCUGAAGUUCUUCUCGACUUUUAUAAGGGUGAUCCAGAUGUUCUUACACGUUGUUCCUUCGUGGUUCAACCAAUCCAACAAAACGCUAACAAGCUACAAAACUGUUUAAACGUCCUUGGACCAGUGGAGCAUCCUGCAAUCGAGGGACAACCGCUUCCUCAUCCCCCUCAUUUAGUUCCUCAAACUCCUCCUUCACCCCCAGUUCUGCCUGUAUGCAUACCGGUAUGCCCGGAGGGAGCUAAGGGAGGAACUUCAGUGGGACAACCAAGCGCGGGCGCCACUGCUCCUACAACCUCUUCAUCACCUGGGGUGCCAAGCGCCCCGGAGAGUAAAGAGAUGUGCGUUGCAUUGAAUUUCAUCAACAACCUUGGAUCUGCCUUUCAUCUCUAUUCAUCUCUAAAACGCGAGAGAUAUCUUGUCACUGGAGCUGGCUUUAAACUCAAACUCAUCGUAGACCGACCCGAGCUACAUGGUCAGGUUACGUUUCGUGCAGAGGAUCCUGCAGGAAACAAACUACUUCUGAAUGGAAAAAAGAGUAUUUUAGAGGACGUGGUGCCUGGCUGCCCUGACUUUUGGGAUGUGUCUGUAACUUCAAACCAAGGUAAUUUGAAAAAUAUGAAAUGAACUGUGCAUUUGAAUUAGAGUGAGCGAGAGUUAGAAACUCGAUUUUAUGAACCUCUUUGCUUGAAUGAAUCAAUGAAUCAAUGAAUCAAUAAAUCAAUGAAUCAAUGAAUGAAUGAUUGAAUGACUAAAAAUAUCUUAUUUCUGCGCAACUUGAGGACUUUGACAUAAUACCACCACGCCACCACACAUCGUUGUUGUAGAUGUUUACUGAUCUGUAGGUAGAUUGUGUACAUUGCUACAAGCCAAACAAACUUCAUUUACAGUGGAAAGCUCUUUUAAGAAAAUUUUUUUUAUGUUUUAAAAAUGAUUGAUUAUGACCUCCCAGCUAGUGAUUUAGUAUAGGAUAUGCAUGAGGGCUUCCCGCCACUAUCAGGAAAACAGUUUACUCUAGAACAUAAAGGUAACACUGACUUGUGUGUAUGGUCUGGCUAAGGUAACAAAAUUA
This is a messenger RNA of Orbicella faveolata, 3355 nucleotides long. RefSeq lists its product as uncharacterized. Gene Ontology annotation, molecular function: alpha-L-arabinofuranosidase activity. Gene Ontology annotation, biological process: L-arabinose metabolic process. NCBI's taxonomy places the organism in Eukaryota, Metazoa, Cnidaria, Anthozoa, Scleractinia, Merulinidae. The record is from RefSeq and is a predicted model, not a curated record.